Molecule: messenger RNA, 534 nt
Organism: Chaetomium strumarium
Lineage: Eukaryota; Fungi; Ascomycota; Sordariomycetes; Sordariales; Chaetomiaceae
Exons: 2
Coding region: 1-534 (177 amino acids)
Source: RefSeq, a predicted model, not a curated record
AUGUAUUUCAAAGGAGCCUUCAUCUUCUCCCUCUUCGCCUCGGCCCUUGCCGCCCCGAUCACCAGUGGUGACCAGAAGGUCAAGCGUGGAAUUCUCUCAGUCCAGGACUACUCGCAGUUCCAAAUCUCUGAUGGCGUGGCCGGCAACGCCCUGGCCGAGGUCCAGGCCAAGUUUCCUAUCGACGAGUCGGACCUAGCCUCGGUUGACGACGAAGACCUGGCCAUUAUCAAGGCAGCGCGCGAGACCGCGGAGGCGGCCGAGACUGAUGCGGGCGGGUUCAACGAGGCCAUCGAGGCUGCUGGAGGGAAGAAGACGACCAAAGGAAAGGCGCUACAGGUCGGCAAGAUCAAGAACAAGGUGCUCAAGCUGCAGCUGCAGGUGCUAGCGCUGAAGAUCGAUGCCGCCAAGGGUAAAGACACCGCCGAAAAACUCGCCGCGGAGCAGAAGAAGCUGGACAAGAACGUCGCGACAGACAAGGCAUCGGCCGGGCAGACGAGUCAGAGUGUGAACUUCCAAGGGACUUCGCAGCCGUAG